Phacochoerus africanus (Common warthog) is the source of this 1670-nucleotide messenger RNA. RefSeq names its product ADP ribosylation factor like GTPase 11 (gene ARL11). Gene Ontology annotation, biological process: vesicle-mediated transport; intracellular protein transport. The coding region runs from base 537 to 1085 and encodes 182 amino acids. Gene Ontology annotation, cellular component: cytoplasm. The transcript is spliced from 2 exons. Gene Ontology annotation, molecular function: GTP binding; GTPase activity. The record is from RefSeq and is a predicted model, not a curated record. Lineage: Eukaryota; Metazoa; Chordata; Mammalia; Artiodactyla; Suidae.
AAGCAGGUGUUACUGAGGACGUUUUGUGCCUGACCCCAGCAGGUCUGCUCUCUCCCGGGGCCCAGAGCAGAGAGACGGCCUGCGGAGCUCGCCCUGCCCCCAACCACGUGGGAAAGGGAAACAGAAAAAGGAGAACCAGUAGCAGCCACUCGACUUCCCUCACCUCUCGAUCGUGGGACCUGACUGAGCAGCGGAAAGCAGCUGCAGGGGAGGACACGGUCACAGGGGAGCUUUCAGCCACGGUCUAAUCACAUUGGGUAGUUUGUUUUUUUUCAGGGCCACACCUUGUGUCACACCACAUGCAGGUUCCCAGGCUAGGGGUCCAAUCGGAGCUACAGCUGCAGCUGCUGGCCUACAGCACAGCCACAGCAACUCUGAGCUGCGUCUGCGACCUACACCGAAGCUCACGUCAACGCUGGAUCCUUAACCCGCUGAUCGAGGCCAAGGACUGAACCUGCAUCCUCAUAGAGACUGGGUUCUUAACCCGCUGAGCCACAACAGGAAUUCCCAAUACUGAGGGCCUGGCAGGGGCCGCCAUGGGGUCUGUGAGCUCCCGAGGUCACAGGGCGGAAGCCCAGGUGGUGAUGAUGGGCCUGGACUCGGCGGGCAAGACCACCCUCCUGUACAGACUAAAGGGCUACCAGCUGGUGGAGACGCUGCCCACCGUGGGUUUCAACGUGGAGCCUUUGGAGGAGCCUGGACAUAUGUCUCUGACUCUCUGGGACGUCGGGGGACAAAGCCAGCUCAGGGCCAGCUGGAAGGACCACCUGGAGGGCACAGACGUCCUCGUGUAUGUGCUGGACAGCACAGACGAAGCCCGCUUGCCUGAGGCGGUGGCUGAGCUCAGGGAGGUCCUGGACGACCCCAGCGUGGCCAGUGUCCCCCUCCUGGUGCUGGCCAACAAGCAGGAGGCGCCCCAGGCCCUGUCACUGCCGGAGAUCAGAGACCGCCUGGGCUUGCAGGGCUUCCUGGGGCGCUCCUGGGACCUGCGGGCCUGCAGCGCCCUCACCGGCGCGGGGCUGCCCGAGGCCCUGGAGAGCCUAAGGAGCCUCCUGAAAUCCCGCCGCCCCUGCAUGGCCAGGUGAGUGCAGGUGGGCAGAGAGUGGAAGUCCUGACCUGGGCACAGCAUGGGGACCGGAAGCAUGGGGACCGGAAGCCCGUGGGGACCGGAAGCCCCGCGAAUCUCGGGGCAUCUCAAAUUCGGUUUAUCACACAAGGAAUCCCCCUGCGCUUGGACAGAAUAUUUUCGUCUUGGGCCUUAUUGUCACCAGUAUUUAUACUGAAAAUCAAGUAUUCUUUGCAUAAUGUUACUCUAAGGAAAAUCACAUACGUCAACAUAGUUCAUUUAGUAAAAACUGAACUGUGGUAACAGAACCUGUGGUUGCAGAACAGUUCAGACAAAUUCACAGAGGGACAGAGGUUUCAAAAUCAAGUCAGCAUCUCACCUGGACAAGGUCACGGUCUUAUUUGUGAUUUCCCUGGUAGCCCCCGGGUAUGCGCCACCAUCACUCUGAGAGCAGGCGGCCAGGGCCGGCAGGAUAGAGUCGGCUUCUGCGGAAUCUUGGGUUUAGAGGUUCGCUGGGGCGCUCAGCCCCAGCAGAGGCCGGGAGUUCAGGCCUUGCAAAACUGAUCUUCUUCUCUGACCCCAAUUAAACCCUUCUCCAACUUUU